Molecule: messenger RNA, 1760 nt
Organism: Athene cunicularia (burrowing owl)
Lineage: Eukaryota; Metazoa; Chordata; Aves; Strigiformes; Strigidae
Gene: OTX2
Product: orthodenticle homeobox 2
Exons: 2
Coding region: 1-840 (279 amino acids)
Biological process (GO): multicellular organism development; regulation of transcription by RNA polymerase II
Cellular component (GO): nucleus
Molecular function (GO): DNA-binding transcription factor activity, RNA polymerase II-specific; RNA polymerase II cis-regulatory region sequence-specific DNA binding
Source: RefSeq, a predicted model, not a curated record
AUGGGUUGGGGGGCUGGCUCUGGCUGGGGGGGAGGGGGAGCCCCGGAGCUUUUCUUUGCAGCAGCCUGCAACCCUCUGCUGGUGGGGAGCGCUUUUAGUGCCCCCUCCCCGGCGAGGUCUCCCCACCACCGGCUCUUUCCCCCUUGGGUUUGCCUGCAUAUCCCUACAUCCCUAACACCAGGCUUUUUUCUCUCUCCCUCCCUGUUUCUGGGUCUCAAGGUAUGGUUUAAAAACCGCCGAGCCAAGUGCCGGCAGCAGCAGCAGCAGCAGCAGAACGGGGGCCAGAACAAGGUACGGCCAGCUAAAAAGAAGAAUUCGCCAGCCCGGGAAGUGAGUUCGGAGAGCGGGACCAGCGGGCAGUUCACCCCCCCCUCCAGCACCUCAGUCCCCACCAUUUCCAGCAGCAGUGCCCCCGUAUCCAUCUGGAGCCCAGCGUCCAUCUCCCCGCUCUCAGACCCCCUGUCCACCUCUUCCUCCUGCAUGCAGAGAUCCUAUCCUAUGACCUACACCCAGGCAUCAGGCUACAGCCAAGGAUACGCUGGCUCGACCUCUUAUUUUGGAGGGAUGGACUGUGGAUCUUACUUGACCCCUAUGCACCACCAGCUUCCCGGACCGGGGGCCACCCUGAGUCCCAUGGGUGCCAACGCGGUCACCAGCCACCUCAACCAGUCUCCAGCCUCCCUCUCCACCCAGGGCUAUGGAGCCUCCAGUUUGGGCUUUAACUCCACCACCGAUUGCUUGGAUUAUAAAGACCAAACCGCCUCCUGGAAGUUAAACUUCAAUGCUGACUGCUUGGAUUAUAAGGACCAGACAUCGUCAUGGAAGUUCCAGGUUUUGUGAAGAACCUUUGUGAUAACGAGAGAAAUCGCGACGAGAACGAACAGGCUGGGCUGAACGCUCCAGUUUUAGUCAGGUCUUGGUUAAAUUAAAGAGAAAAAUAAUGGACAAACAAACGAACAAAAAAAACGACAGCAACAAGAGGGGGACAGUGUUGGUGUGAUCCCAUUCAGACUCAUCUCCUGCUCAGACGCUCUGGAAAAGGAAUAAUAAAGAGGAAAAACGGAGGAGGAAGGCCUUAAACGGACAGAUCAUCUAGUGAGCAGAAAACAGACAGACCCAUCUGUGUUCUUUCUAGUUUUAGGCAAUUGUUGGGUUUCUUUGUUUGGAAGAGGUGGGAGAUCGUCCCACCUACAGGCCAGUUUUAAAAAAAAAAAAAAAAAAAGUUAAAAAAAAAAGUCUAGGUUUUUAUUUCUUUUUUUGUGUGUGCGUGGAAAGAUCCUUCACCCAGAGGUUUCCAAUGUGUUAGCCAACCCUCGGUUAAAAUAUUCGGAAUGGACAACAUCUCUCUUUUUCUCCCUCCUUUUCUCCCUCCCUCUUUCUUUCUCUCUCGCUCUCGAGCUCAUCCAACUGUUUCAUGCCCAACUUGCUCAAGUUGGCACCCGGAGAACUUGGUUCAGGGCUAUGUGGGUUGUGUGACUGAUUGUCCUAGCUGCACUACUUUAUUUAAAGAUUAAAAAAAAAAAAGAUAAUGUUCAUAAGGAGUCAAUAUGUAGUUUUUAAGAGACAAUCAGUGUGUGUCUUAUAUAAAUGGUACAUCUGUGGUUUUUAAUCUGUGCUAGACUUCAAAACUGUGAUCUCCUGUAUUGUAUGCAACUAUGAACUCCGCACCAGCGGGAGUUCUGCUGUGAUUUAAAUAGGUUAUAAUUAUAAGUGAAAUUCAGAGCAACUGAGUUACCUAUUAUCAUCUUUUAAAAAAUAAU